This is a messenger RNA of Bursaphelenchus okinawaensis, 2568 nucleotides long. NCBI's taxonomy places the organism in Eukaryota, Metazoa, Nematoda, Chromadorea, Rhabditida, Aphelenchoididae. The record is from the annotation of a GenBank genome assembly.
AUGGUGAUGUUGAAGGGACGAGAAAAAGAACACAGACGCAUCUAUGAACUGAUAUCUACUGCUCUCGAAGAGCGACAUCCUCAAUCAAUUAUGGUUAGAGGGGUGCCUGGAAGUGGAAAAACAGAGACAAUCAAGGCAGUUGUGGCAGAACUCAAGCAGACCAUGAAGGUAGGAGAAUAUUAAAGUGUUUUGUGUUUAUCAGGUGAAUUUAUAAGAGUAACGGUGUUUUUAGUUGAUCUGUGUUGUAUUUUAUGAUUAUUAUUCAAAAUAUAUUGUAAUUUAUAAAACAAAUUAGGUAUAAAAUAAAAUUUCAGGUUGUAUAUGCUUACAUAAACUGUACUUCAAUAACAACAAAGACUGAUCUUUAUAGACGUAUCCAUAACAUUGUAACAGUUAGCUCAGCUACGAAGAAGGAACAGAAUAAGAAGGAAGUUGUGCUAGCAGCGUCUGAAGCUCUAAAGCAGACGGAAAAAGUACUUUUCAAACAAAAUACGUAAGUUAAUGUCAAUAUUAUAUGUAUAUUCUAUUUAGGGUACUUGUACUGGACGAGAUUGAUUACAUUGCUAAUCUUGACACAGCAAGGACUAGCUUGGCUAACAGUAUUGUAAAGAAAGUAUUUGAUUGGCCUUUACAAAGCGGAGGAAAGGUUGUUGUUAUUGGAAUCUCGAACGAAUUGGACUUUUCCGAAAAAGUGUUACCUAAAAAACGAGUUAUCAUGCCUGAAGUUGUCCUUUUUACUGCGUACACCGUAAAUCAACUAAUUGACAUACUAACAGAAAGGUUUUCUGAUGAUGAGGUAUGUCUUUACUUAGGUUUAUUACGUUUACUUAUAUUACAAGUGUUUUGACAUAAAUUAGUUUAUUAACAACAAAAUUAUAAUUUUUGCAAAUUAGUAAGAAAUGUUACGCAUGUUUUGAUUUAGAAUGUAACGUCGGAUGCGAUCAAACUUUGUGCACGAAAGAUAUCAGCUAUGAAUGGAGAUGUCAGGCGAGCAUUGAGCUUACUUUCGUAUGUUUUCUAUACUUACCAUAAUAUACGACUUUCAUUGUGAAUCAGUUAAAUUAAAGCUUGGUUUUAUAACAUUUUAUUUUUAUGGUUUAAAAAAUCAUGUUACAGAACUCAACUCGAGUUCGAGGAUGAACUAGAAGAGGAAGAAGAAGAAGAACCGGUUGUCUUGAAAAGACCAAAAAUUGACGUUCAUUCAACACCGUCUAAGUCUCGACCUUCAACGUCAGCUCAAUCUUCACCAUCUCGAACACCCAAAACUCACAAACAAAUCUUAUCAUCUCUCCAGAACAUCUACUCAUCUCCUGCCGUUACUGCCAAAAUACCUCUACAACCACGUAUAGUAUUGGCGUGCAUAUUGAGGUUGAUAGAGACAGGGACUGAGAAGAAAAAGACUCAGUCAGUUCAGUUUUCGAAACUCUUGGAAACCUAUGAUAAGGUCUGUAAGAAGAUGAAGGUGGAGGCUCUGAAUCACGAGGCCUUAAGGGAUGCACUAACUACCUUGACUAACAACUCAUUGAUCCUCAUGAAAAAGGACAAGAUCUGUGUUGAAGUCGAUCUGGACGUAGCCAAGAGGAAGAUCCAGGACGACGAGCUGAUCAAAUCAGUCAGCACAGUCUGACUCUCACAUUUUGUAUAUUUUGUAAUUUAUUUGUUGUUAAUAUAACUUAAUGUAUAUUGACUUUGUUUUUCGAGGUUUAUUGGUUUUGAUACCUAUGUUACUUGAAGCUUAUUGUAUCUAUAUUACUGUUCAGACAAAUGAUAUUGUUUCGAAUUUUUUUGAAUAUAGGUUAUGUUUAAAACGGCAUUUUUAAAGCAUAUGGCCCGCUAUGUAAUGUUAACUAUUAUAUACUAACAAUUACUUCUCUAUAUUAUUUUAGAUGAGGCCACUAACUGAAGACGAGACGGUUAAAUUGUUUGAAAAGCUCGCCAAGUAUAUUGGUGGGAACAUAAAAUUGUUGUUGGAAAGGGAAGACGGCUCGUACUGCUUCAGAUUACACAAGGACAGAGUUUUCUACUGCAGCGAAAAGUUAAUGAAAACGGCAGCGGUGGUGGGCCGUAAAGAAUUAAUCAGCUUUGGCACCUGUCUAGGGAAGUUCACAAAAGGAGGCAAGUUCUUCCUGCACAUCACCGCCUUGGACUACCUCGCUCCAUAUGCCAAGGUAAGUGUAUUUGUUACUUAAAGUAUGUUAAUGUAGUAAUUGGAGCUUUGAACUUUUUUAAUUUUUGUAGGUAUAGGCUGGCUUUAAUCAAUUUUUUAAAGUAUUUUUUAUGUUUAAUACCUAAAAUAUCAAAUUUUAGUGGAAGGUAUGGCUGAAGCCAUCGGCCGAGCAACAAUUCUUGUACGGUAACAACAUUUUGAAGUCGGGCGUGGGCAGAAUGACUGAAGGCACAGAAUCUCGCCAAGGAGUGGUUGUGUACAGUAUGGAUGACAAGCCUCUGGGUUUUGGUGUGACGGCCAAAGGAACGGCGGACUGUCGUCGUGCCGAUCCCACGACUUUAGUGGUGCUACAUCAGGCGGACCUGGGACAAUACAUUCGAUCCGAAGACACCUUGUUAUAA